Molecule: messenger RNA, 5771 nt
Organism: Camelus dromedarius (Arabian camel)
Lineage: Eukaryota; Metazoa; Chordata; Mammalia; Artiodactyla; Camelidae
Gene: NLRC3
Product: NLR family CARD domain containing 3
Exons: 20
Coding region: 643-3840 (1065 amino acids)
Biological process (GO): intracellular signal transduction; negative regulation of canonical NF-kappaB signal transduction
Cellular component (GO): cytosol
Molecular function (GO): protein binding
Source: RefSeq, a predicted model, not a curated record
UCGGUCCUCGAAUCAAGACCCUAGCAGCACUCCUACCUCUGACUUCUGGGGCGGUAACAAAGCCGAGGCAGCUGCGGCUCAUUGAUUUGUCUGUGAGGCUGUUGGCUUUUGAAAUCAGACAGGAAGGAGGGUUGAGGUGGAGCCCCGCACAGGAAGAGGGUAGGAGCCCCAGGGGCCGUGACAGCCAGUGGGCUGAGGGGACUGACUGCAGGAGCUGGCGGACCAAGUCCCUGCUGCCCUGUGCAGUCAGCACCUCCUGAUCCCUUCAGACAGGGCUUCACUCCUGCCCUGGACAGAUCCUGACGGCUUGGGGCCCAGCUGACCAGCCACAGAGAUUUCCAGGACAUCCCCACCACCGCACAGCUGCCUCUGUCCACUGGAGCAGGGCUGAGCCCAGGAACACUGGGAUGGAGCCCCCCCGGCCCCCCAGUCGAGGCAUUCCUGGGGCAACAAGGCCCUGGAGACCCGUGGACGAGGGAUGGCUAAUCUCUGCCCUCUGAGUUCCUGGGGCCCCGCUGGAGGGGCUGCCGUGGGCUAGACGUCCUGUUCGCUGCAGGUUACAAAUGAGGACACCACGGCACAGAGAGCUCAGGUGGCCUGUCCAGUGUCACACAGCCACUCCCGGCGGCAACCCCAGACUCCAUGAGGAAGCAGGAAGUGCGGACAGGCGGGGAGGUUGGCCAGGGCCAUGGGGCCGGCUCCCCAGCUGAGCAGGUCAAAGCACUGGUGGACCUGCUGGCCGGCAAGGGUGGUCAGGGCUCCCAGGCCCCACAGCCCCCCAACAGGACACCAGAGUCCCCACUGAAGCCCCACGGCAAUGACUUAAGGAUACAGAGGCACCGAGAGGCCCUGCUGAACAGGACAGGAGGUGGCCCAGAGCUGGGCAGCCCCUCACCCAGGCUGACCAGCCUACUGCUGGUGGAGGGCCUGACAGACCUGCAGCUGAGGGAACACGACUUCACGCAGGUGGAGGCCACACGUGGGGGCUGGUGCUCCAGCAGGACCAUUACCCUGGACAGGCUCUUCCUGCCUCUGUCACGGGUGUCCAUCCCGCCCCGCAUCUCCAUCACCAUCGGGGUGGCUGGUGUGGGCAAGACCACCCUGGUGAGGAACUUCAUCCACCUCUGGGCCCGGGGACAGGUGGGCAAGGACUUCUCGCUGGUGCUGCCUCUGACCUUCCGAGAUCUCAACACCCAUGAGAAGCUGUCUGCGGACAGACUCGUCCGCUCCGUCUUCCCGCACGCUGGGGAGACUGGCCUGGCAUCAGCAGCCCUAACCAAAGUCCUCCUGGUCCUGGAUGGUCUGGAUGAGUGUAAGACGCCCCUGGACUUCUCCAAUACUGUGGCCUGCACAGACCCCAGGAAGGAAAUCCAGGUGGACCACCUGAUCACCAACAUCAUCCGGGGCAACCUCUUCCCGGAAGUAUCCGUCUGGGUCACCUCCCGCCCCAGUGCAGCCGGCCAGAUCCCGGGCGGCCUGGUGGACCGGAUGACUGAGAUCCGGGGCUUUAACAAGGAGGAGAUCAAGAUGUGCCUGGAGCAGAUGUUCCCCGAGGACCCAGUCCUCUCGGGCUGGGUGCUGAGCCAGGUGCAGGCGGACAGGGCCCUGUACCUGAUGUGCACUGUCCCAGCCUUCUGCCGUCUGGCGGGGUUGGCGCUGGGCCACCUGCACCGCAGCAGGUUGGGGCUGCCAGAUGCGGAGCUGUGGCCUCCGAGGACCCUGUGUGAGCUCUACUCUUGGUACUUCAGGAUGGCCCUCGGCGGGGAGGCGCAGGAGAAGGGCAAGGCGAGCCCCCGCAUCGAGCAGCUGGCCCAGGGCGGCCGCAAAGUGGUUGGCACGCUAGGCCGACUGGCCUUCCACGGGCUGGUCAGGAAGAAGUACGUGUUCUACGAGCCAGACCUGAAGGUUUUCGGCGUGGACCUCGCCCUGCUGCAGACCGCCCUGUGUGGCUGCCUCCUGCAGCGGGAGGAGACCCUGGCCUCCUCAGUGACCUACUACUUCACGCACCUGUCCCUGCAGGAGUUCGUGGCGGCCGCGUACUACUACAGCGCGUCCAGGAGGGCCAUCUUUGACCUCUUCACUGAGGGGGGCAUGUCCUGGCCGCGGCUUGGCUUCCUCACGCACUUCAGGAGCGCUGCCCAGCGGGCCAUGCAGGUCGAGGACGGGCGGCUCGAUGUGUUCCUGCGCUUCCUCUCAGGCCUCUUGUCUCCGAGGGUCAACGCCCUGCUGGCUGGCUCCCUGUUGACCCAAGGCGAGCACCAGGGCUACCGGGCCCAGGUGGCUGAGCUCCUGCAGGGCUGCCUGCGCUCCGACGGGGCGGUCUGCGCCCGGGCGGUCAACGUCCUGCACUGCCUGCACGAGCUGCAGCACACGGAACUGACCCGCAGCGUGGAGGAGGCCGUGGAGAGCGGGGCCCUGGCCAGGCUGACCAGCCCCCCGCACCGCGCUGCCCUGGCCUACCUCCUGCAGAUGUCUGAUGUCCGUGCCCAGGAGGCCAGCUUGCCUCUGUGCCUCAGCCAGGGUGUCCUCCAGAGCCUGCUGCCCCAGCUACUCCACUGCCGGAGCCUGAGGCUGGACACCAACCAGUUCAAGGACCCUGUGAUGGAGCUGCUGGGCAGCGUGCUGAGUGGGAAGGACUGUCGCAUUCAAAGGAUCAGCUUGGGUGAGAACCAGAUCAGUAACAAAGGGGCUAAAGCUCUGGCCAGAUCCCUCCUCGUCAACAGAAGUCUGACCACUCUGGACCUCCGCAGUAACUCCAUUGGACCUCAAGGGGCCAAGGCACUGGCAGAUGCUCUGAAGAUUAACCGCACUCUGUCCUCUCUGAGCCUCCAGAGCAACAUGAUCAGGGACGACGGUGCAAGGUUCAUGGCAGAGGCCUUGGCCGCCAACCGGACCCUCUCCGUGCUGCACCUGCAGAAGAACACCAUUGGGCCAGUGGGAACCCGGCGGAUGGCAGAUGCCCUGAAGCAGAACAGGAGUCUGAAGGAGCUCAUGUUCUCCAGUAACAGCAUUGGUGAUGGAGGUGCCAAGGCCCUGGCGGAGGCCCUGAAGGUGAACCAGGGCCUGGAGAGCCUGGACCUGCAGAGCAAUUCCAUCAGUGACUCGGGAGUGGCGGCGCUGAUGGGGGCCCUCUGCGCCAACCAGACCCUCCUCAGCCUCAACCUUCGAGAAAACUCCAUCAGCUCCGAGGGCGCCCAGGACCUGGCUCGCGCUCUCUGCGCCAACAGCACCCUGAAGAGCCUGGACCUGACAGCCAACCUCCUCCACGACCAGGGCGCUCAGGCCAUCGCGGUGGCAGUGAGAGAAAACCGCGCCCUCACGGCCCUUCACCUGCAAUGGAACUUCAUCCAGGCCAGCGCCGCCAAGGCCCUGGGACAAGCACUACAGCUCAACACGAGCCUGACCAGCCUCGAUUUACAGGAGAACGCCAUCGGGGAUGAAGGCGCCUCUGCGGUGGCCAGUGCGCUGAAGGCAAACACGGCCCUCACUGCUCUCUAUCUCCAGGUGGCCUCCAUUGGUGCCCUGGGGGCCCAGGCGCUCGGGGAGGCCCUGGCGGUGAACAGAACCUUGGAGAUUCUCGACUUAAGAGGAAACGCCAUCGGAGUGGCUGGAGCCAAAGCCUUGGCAAAUGCUCUGAAGGUCAACUCGAGUCUCCGAAGGCUGAAUCUUCAAGAGAAUUCCUUGGGGAUGGAUGGGGCGAUAUGUGUUGCCACUGCACUGUCUGGAAACCACGGGCUCCAGCACAUCAAUCUCCAGGGAAACCACAUUGGGGAGUCUGGUGCCAGGAUGAUCACAGAGGCUAUCAAGACAAAUGCUCCCUCGUGCACUGUUGAAAUGUGAGACCGGUUCCUGGUGGACCAGGCAGCAGAACAGGAAGGGACAUGGCUGGAAGCUUUCAAAGGAAAAAACCAUUUUCCAGGGUACCUUCCGGUGGUCUGGGAAUGAUGCUGACCCGCAAGGGAGCUGGUCCCCUGCAAGGAGGCCUGAAGGUGCUGCCAGAGGAGGACAUGAGGACCUCUCCUGGUCCUGGGUCAGUCUGGGCAAGGGAGAGACGGACACUCUGCUGUAGCAUAGAGAAGGGAGGGUGUCUCGCCAAGGGACUCAGGGACACAGGCCUCAAAGCUCAGCAAGUAAGAAGCCAGUCUGAGCUUAUUUAUAUCCUGAGGACUUCACGUGCCCCUUUCUGUAUCAUGACUGCCCUCUUCCACUGCGCUGGUUAAAACCACCCCCAACUCUGAAAUGAGCUGCCAUCUUUAAGCCGAUUAAGAGUAUCAAUUUGGCAUUGGUGACAGAGGGGACCUCUUUCUUUUCUCAAGAAGAAAAGGUUUUAGGAGUAUGAUCCUUAAGAGUUAUAUGGAAAAAUUAUGAAAAACUUUCAAAGAGGAAUGAAGGCUUUAAUUAUAGGAUUCUGGUGACAGAGACCAAAAAAAUGUCUCCAAAGUUUUUGCCAUCUUUUAUCUAUUUCAAAAUCUCUCAAAGACAUGGAUUAUGUCUGCCAUGUUAUCUGGAGUCACAUUAAACGUCGAUACCUUGAUAAUGUCAUUCUAUGUUAGGCUCCAAAACCACUACUAUGGCUACAGCUUCCCCAUGAAGGUAGGUAAGUUGAGCUUCCACGUGGUAUAAAUGCCCUCAGGUGUCUGUCUGUGUUGAAAGGAACGAGAUUCCAAAUGGAUGUCAUGGCUCUCAUCAACUACAUAACCAAGGAAAAUGCUUACAUGAAAAUUAUAAAGUAAUUACCACUUUUAAAUUUGAACAGAAACUAUUGUUCCAAUUGUUUCUUAAAAAUUGAGUAUUUGGGCAAGAACUACCAUUGAAUGAUAAAACCAUGGAUGAAAAGUCUUUUAAAGAUAUCCACACAGUCUCAAAGCAUCACCACAGAGAGGUAUUUAUGGAGGUUCCUCAAAGAUGGGGACAUCUUUGCAAAUACUGCCUUAGUGAUUAAAAUUAACAUCACCAAUAAUGGGACAAAUAGAUGUCACGUGCCCCCAAAGUGAGGCACUGAAGGAACAUCACUGCUGUAUUAUUCUUGCCAAAAAUGUUUACCUGAAUCUAAUAAUGAAGGAACAGACAGAAUCCAAACAGAGGGCCAUUCUGGAAAACAAAACAAAACACACAUACAUACACACACACAGAACAAAAAGCCUGACCUCUUAAAAAAUGCCAGUGUCAUGAAAAAAAUACAAAAAGCUGCGGACUGUUUUAAAUGAAAGCUAUUACAGAGUCAUAACAACUUAAGAUCUUUCGAUUGGAUCCUAGAGGAGAUGGGAAAAAAUCAGCUAUAAAGAACAUUAUUUGGAAAUUGGGGACAUUUAAACGUAGGUCUUAUGUAGUCUUUAUUGGAUUACUGGUUUUGAAAGACAUUUUUGCUGGGUAUAGAAUUCCAGGGUGAGUUUUUUCUUUCAGUGCUUUCAAGAUGUUGUUAUACCAUCUUCUGGUUUGCACUGUUUCUGAGUUGAGAACCUGACAGACAAGAGCUGCAGUAGCCAAAUGCUGGAGAAAGCAGUGCCUUGUAAGGACCUCACUGGAGAAACCUCAGGGGCCAAAGCAGUGGACAAAAAAUGUGCUCUCCAGGGAUUUCAAAAGCAAGCCACACUAGAAUGGGAAGGAACGCUCCUUCCUUCCUGCUCCAAAGUCUCUCCAGCACCGUACUGACAAGGUUUAACACCUUGCUGGGUGGCAAAGAAGAGCUACUGACAAGGAAAAGCUCCAUUAUUGCAGGGCAGGCCAAAAGGUGAAUUUGAACAGAGGCAAUAAAUUGAUAACCAACACAA